GCAACUGCUAGGAAUACAUUACAAGCAUAUGAGCAUUGACAAUAGUACAGCUUUGGCAUCUGCCUAUGUGCCUCCAAGGUUCGCUUUACUAGAUAGCACCUCGAAGUAAUUUUAGACAAGGAAGUAAUAAGGCCAGUCGCUUACAGACGCAAAGCACCCGCUUUGUGGUAAGAAAUGGCUGCGCAGCAAGCGGUCGGGGGUGGAGAUGCCGUCGACUAUUCCUAUGGGUCGGCGGCCAAUCCGCCAGCAAGUCCUAAGCGGAGAGCAAACUCUAAACCAUCAUCGCCGGGUAUUGGUGGCAGGACAGAGGGAUGGGUCGUCCCUACACCUUCCCCCGGGCCAGGAGCUUACAACCCUUCCAUACAAAUAGUAGUAUCGGCCUCCGAGCGCGCUGUGUUCGGCACCGCCUACCGCGAGCAGGAGGAGAAGCGCUUCAUGUCCAACCUGCACAACCAGGGGAUGCCCAACCCGGAGACUCCGGGGCCAGGAGCCUACCGCACCGCUGACAACCGGCUGCUGCGCAGCGAGAAGUCCGCCAAGUUCGGCACCGCGGCCCAGCGGCCGGAGGUGUCCAAGGAGUCGCUGUGCAAGCCGGGGGCGGUGUACGACCUGCCCUCCACGCUGUCAACCAUGUCAACCGGCUUCGGCACGGCCCCCAGCACCACCCGAGCCGCCUCCCGCGGCGCCCACCCCAACUCGCCGCUGCGGGACCCCCGCUCCCUGCAGUCGGAGCGCUUCCCGCUGGAGCACAUAGAGGGGCCGGGCCCGGACGCAUAUCCCCUCAUUCCCUCGGACAAGAUGUCCCAACACGAGACGGUGCCGCGCUACACGUUUGGGCGCGCCUCGCGAGAGUCCGCAACACGCGCGCACCUGACGCCGCAGCAGCUGCAGGCCGACCCCACAGUCAGCACCGCCAGUGCCACGCCCGCCGCCAUAUACGACAUCCCCAGCAUGCCUCAGCCUUCGCAGGUGACGGUCUUCCCUCGGGGCCCCGCGCACUACAACCCUGAAAAGGGCGGCAACGCGAAAGGACCCUACAUCGGCAGGCUUCACUCGGAUGCAGUGAAGGGCAUAGAGUCCCCCGGCCCAGGCGCCUACGCCGCUCCCACCUGUCUACAUACCGCAGGGGGCGCCAAGUUCGGCCCCGCGAACCCCAGCCGCACCCCCAAACCUAACGAGGUUGAGGUGCCCGGCCCGGGCGCGCACAACCCGAACUUUGGCGCGCUGUCGGUUCGCCCCACCGCCUCCUCCUUCUCCAUGGGAGCCAACAUCCGGACAGAUUGGACGGUGUUCAGCCCCGCUACACCCGGACCUGCUGCGUACGCGCUGCCGCCAGCGGACAGGACCAGCAACAACUUUGCGGCUCCCAGCUUCUCCAUGGCCGCCUCCCCCGGCGGCCGCCUGAGCCACGUGGCGCGCAACUCCACACCCGCGCCCGACGCCUACGGGCGGCCCGAGGACCCGCGCGAAUACAGCGCCGUGCGCAAGGGCUUCUCCUUUGGGCUCAGAGAACGAGUCAAGACGGAGGGGAGCGUCAUUUCCAACCGCUACCACGGGCCCCUCCACGCGCACGAAGCCAUGUGCACCGAGUCCCCCGGGCCCGGCUGCUACGACGUGCCGCUCACCACCGCGCGAAUCGGCUCCCCCGCCACUCGCUUCGGCACCUCGGGUCGCGACGCGGGGUCCAAGAUGUACAUCUCACACAUCCACGCAGCGGCUGAGGGCUUCGGGACCGCCUCCCCCGGUCCAGGCUGCUACAACGUGGCGGAGCUGGGCGGUGUGGGCUGCAGCUCGCGCUUCGCAGCCAAGGUUGCACCCAAGUUCGGGACGAGUCCCCGCUUCUCGGACAAGGUCUGCACCAAGUAGUAUAGCAUGAGGUCUGCUCGGCAGCACUCCUCCUCCUUACUAGCUCAGGCGGGUGUGCCCGCACGCGUUCAUGUACGCAUGGUGACUGAUUGCGGGGUGCGGGCACACAAGCGCGCGCAGGCGCACCUCUGCCCGCACCCCGUGCAGCUCCAGGACCCGCCGUCCAGCGGCUGCGUAUGGUUUUUUGUUUACCACCUGGCAAGGUCUAACGGCGAGUAGCCCAUGGAGGGCAUCGUCAGUCGGGAAUACCGCAGCAGUGGGGGUUCCUGGUAUAUCUCUGCAGGAGAACGUGCUGGCGGCUUGGCGGCUGGUAUCAGGACUGCGGCAGGAGUUAACAUAAGGUUUUUGUGUUUGACACGUGUUCGGACUGCAUUUGUACGACCCGUCUGGUGUCGGACGGGCGCUGUGUGCGUGACGGACGCUCUGGCGGGGAAUGUAUUCAUCCCUAGUUAAAUGCGGUGGUUUUCAUGCAGGGCGGGGAGUGCUUGUGGGGGUUUUGUUACAACAUCUCGUGAUAAUCGGAGGUAGGUUCAUUUAAGGUUGUCCUGCAUGGGUGUUUGGGGUGCUGUGUUUGCCGCACGGGGGCAGGAGUGGCCCUGGCACGGGGCCCCGUGUGUGUUUUGGAGGCACGUUACCGGUAUGUAGAGUGACGGCGGCAAGGCAAGCGAGUCCAAGAAACUGUCUAAUGCAACGGAUUGCUAGCUACUGGAUUCGGGUAAGUACCCGGGGAACAUGUACAUGUGACCAAACAUGGGAGCAAAAGUAGAUAUAGUGUAAAGCACUGAUGGAUUGCAUCCUUUUUGAACUAUCGUGGGCCUUAUGGUACAGCGGUGGCCCUGGCGAUGUUUCGGCAUUAUGUGCUCUGCACCAGCAGCGUUGGUUCCAACUUUUUUGGUUGUGUUCGUUUGGCGUAAUUUGGGUGAGAACAUGGAGAACUACGUGUAUUGCAGUGCCACAUCUAGCCUGAGGUGUGACGCACUACUGAUGUGGGCCACUUGGGCUUAUGCACGCAGCCGGGCAGUGCCAGGCAUUUAUCGCCAUGCAGCACGCAUGGGCUCAAAUGGGAAACGGCUAACGCUUGUAGUAUGGCGUAUUUGUAGCUUGUGAUGUGCCACCCUUGCGUGCCCCCGUCAAUAACGAACCACUACGUGUACUGUGGAGUGGUAAGGGGGUGCCGUUGCUUUGGUGCCUGGGGUAACCAACGCGGACAAAGUCUAUGCUUAUUCUUCCAGCUCCGCCACACGAACUACAACCCCACCGGCGUGAAGAGAGGAAACCUGGCAACACACUGCCCGACACCUGCGAUUAAACUAUUGGUAUGU
Messenger RNA from Astrephomene gubernaculifera, 3188 nucleotides. The record is from the annotation of a GenBank genome assembly. Lineage: Eukaryota; Viridiplantae; Chlorophyta; Chlorophyceae; Chlamydomonadales; Astrephomenaceae.